This is a messenger RNA of Miscanthus lutarioriparius, 1773 nucleotides long. NCBI's taxonomy places the organism in Eukaryota, Viridiplantae, Streptophyta, Magnoliopsida, Poales, Poaceae. The record is from the annotation of a GenBank genome assembly.
AUGGAUACGCUGUUUAGGUUGGUUAGCCUUCAAGCCUCCGAGCAGGAGCAGCAGCAGCAGUCGGCGUCCUACAACUCGAGGAGCACCACGUCGAGCGGCUCCAGGUCGUCGUCGCACCAGACCAACGCAUCCUACAACUACUACUACCACAGCACCACCAGCGGCGGCGCCGGGCAGUACUACUACGGCCAGCAGCACCAGCACCAGCACCAGCAGUACUACCUGGAGCCGUACCAGCAAGAAGAAUGCGGCAACGCCCACCACCUUUACAUGGAUGAAGACUUCUCCUCCUCGUCCUCGUCGAUGCAGCACUUCCACUCGCACGGCGCGGCGGUGCAGCCGCCGACGUCGUCCGCGGCCACGCCCACGGCGCCGACGCCCCCGCUGUCCACGUCGUCCACGGCUGCGGGGGCGGCGCACGCGCUGUUCGAGGCGGCCGACCUGUCGUUCCCGCCUGACCUCAACCUCGACUUCUCGUCCCCGGCGUCGUCGUCCGGCGGGGGCGCGGCCUCGUCGGCGGCGGUCGGGGGAGGCGGCGGGGGAAGAUGGGCGAGCCAGCUGCUGCUGGAGUGCGCGCGCGCGGUGUCGGCCCGCGACAGCCAGCGCGUGCAGCAGCUGAUGUGGAUGCUCAACGAGCUGGCCUCGCCGUACGGGGACGUCGAGCAGAAGCUGGCGUCCUACUUCCUCCAGGGGCUCUUCGCGCGCCUCACGGCGUCCGGCCCGCGGACGCUGCGCACGCUCGCGGCGGCGUCCGACCGGAACACGUCCUUCGACUCCACGCGGCGCACGGCGCUGCGGUUCCAGGAGCUCAGCCCGUGGUCGUCGUUCGGGCACGUGGCCGCCAACGGCGCCAUCCUGGAGUCGUUCCUGGAGGCCUCCGCGGCGUCGUCGGAGCCGCAGAGGUUCCACAUCCUCGACCUCAGCAACACGUUCUGCACGCAGUGGCCCACGCUGCUCGAGGCGCUCGCCACGCGGUCCGCCGACGACACGCCGCACCUGUCGAUCACCACGGUGGUCUCAGCCGCGCCGUCCGCGCCGACGGCCGCCGUGCAGCGCGUGAUGCGGGAGAUCGGGCAGCGGAUGGAGAAGUUCGCGCGGCUGAUGGGCGUGCCCUUCAGCUUCCGCGCCGUGCACCACGCCGGGGACCUCGCGGAGCUCGAUCUCGACGCGCUCGACCUGCGCGACGGUGGCGCCACCACCGCGCUCGCCGUCAACUGCGUCAACUCGCUGCGCGGUGUGGUGCCGGGCGGUGCCCGAAGACGGGACGCGUUCGCCGCGUCCCUCCGGCGUCUCGAUCCGCGGGUUGUUACUGUCGUCGAGGAGGAGGCUGAUCUCGUGGCAUUUGACCCUGACGCGUCCGAGGAAAGCGGCGACACGGAAGCAGCGUUCUUGAAGGUGUUCGGCGAGGGCUUGCGGUUCUUCUCGGCCUACAUGGACUCCCUGGAAGAGAGCUUCCCCAAGACAAGCAACGAGAGGCUGGCACUGGAGAGGGGAGCCGGACGUGCCAUUGUGGACCUGGUCUCGUGCCCGGCGUCGGAGUCCGUGGAGCGGCGGGAGACGGCGGUUUCAUGGGCGCGCUGCAUGCGGUCUGCCGGCUUCUCUCCGGUGGCGUUCAGCGAGGACGUUGCCGACGACGUGCGGUCGUUGCUCCGUCGGUAUCGGGAAGGAUGGUCGAUGCGGGACGCCGGUUUAGACGACUCGGCAGCCGGAGCAGGCGUCUUCCUGGCGUGGAAGGAACAGCCUCUCGUGUGGGCAAGCGCGUGGAGGCCAUGA